AUGCCGGAAUCGGUAAAUAGAAAGAUCCUAAACUUCGGUACAGGGCUUUACAGACAAACGUCGAGUGAAGACGAACAAAAUAACCGCGAUGGUCUGCCGAAAACAUCGGAUAUACGCGUAUUCACGGGACAGAAACCAACAGAGUCCACAGGUGCGGUCCCAAAAGCGACUAAACCCAUUCCAGAACCACAACCUAAAAGAAAGAGAACUCUCGAGAGGUCCGUCAUAAAUCAAACCGCCAAAGUAGCAGAAAAUAUGGACACAAUUACAGGGGAAGGGGCGUCCAUUACCCCUAAAAAGUUUUCUACAAACUUUGUGAAUAUCCUUAAAGAAAAGGCGGCGAGAUCCAUCAAAGUACAAAACAAAUUCCAACCACUCUCAGACACUGAUUCAGACGAGGAAGACACGAACACACAAAAACCACCCUUGGCAACCAAAAAACCAAAAGCCAGGAUAGUAACAAAAAAUAAUAAAACAGACAAUACUGAAACCACCAAAAACCUAAACAUAAAAACAUCAAUGCCGCCAAUCGUAAUAGAAGGCAGGACAGAAAACCACAACACCCUAAACAAAGACCUCCAGAACAUCGUUGAAGGAAAAUAUACGAUAAAAUACACAAGUAGCUUCACCAUCAUUUAUGUGGAGGAACCAAGCGACUACCUAAACCUGAUAAGCAGUAUCAAGGAAACAAAAAUCUCAUACCACACCUAUACGAGUACGACUGAGAAGUCACACGUAUUCGUGCUUAGGGAACUUACCACAGGGAUAACCACGGAACAAAUAGAGGAAGACCUCAUGCAUUCAUACGAUAUCAAAGUAUGCGAAAUCUACCAGAUGUCCACUAAAAAUUGGCCUCUCUUCCUCUUAGUCACAGACCCUGCAAUCACCCUAGACUUCCUUAACAAAAACAUAAGGGUAGUAGAAAAUAUCAGAGUAGUAUGGGAACUGCGAAAAUCCACGAAGAGCAUCAUACAAUACCAUAAUUGCCAGGCGUUGGGACACGCUACUGCCAAUUGCUGA
Psylliodes chrysocephalus is the source of this 1020-nucleotide messenger RNA. The record is from the annotation of a GenBank genome assembly. NCBI's taxonomy places the organism in Eukaryota, Metazoa, Arthropoda, Insecta, Coleoptera, Chrysomelidae.